Messenger RNA from Callorhinchus milii (elephant shark), 1744 nucleotides. RefSeq names its product proline-rich protein 2-like. The record is from RefSeq and is a predicted model, not a curated record. Lineage: Eukaryota; Metazoa; Chordata; Chondrichthyes; Chimaeriformes; Callorhinchidae. The annotation marks the transcript as partial. The transcript is spliced from 2 exons.
AUGGCGCCGGGACAUAUUGUCCCACUUCAUCAGGAGGCCCUGUCUGACCACCCACCAACUGACCCGCGUCUCCCCCCCUCGGGAGCCUCCGCCUUCCGCCGCAGCGUGAGUAGGGAGCUGUCGGCCAUUUGGAGACGGCCCUACUCGAUAAGAGGUAACGCGAGUAACGAGUCCCCGCCCGUGGGAGCGGCGGGCAAAACGACCUCUGGAGCAUCAGUGGUGGCGAGCAAAACUCCCGCGCGAGCGGCGACAGGGGGUUUACACCGCGCCGAUCCCAGAAAACACGCGCAUUCCGAGCGAGGCGGCAAUCGCGACAAGGCAGCAACCCCCGGCAGGCAGCAACCCCCGGCCGGCAGCAACCCCCGGCCGGCAGCAACCCCCGGCGGCAGCAACCCCCGGCCGGCAGCAACCCCCGGCCGGCCGGCAGCAACCCCCGGCCGGCAGCAACCCCCGGCCGGCAGCAACCCCCGGCCGGCAGCAACCCCCGGCCGGCAGCAACCCCCGGCCGGCAGCAACCCCCGGCCGGCAGCAACCCCCGGCCGGCAGCAACCCCCGGCCGGCAGCAACCCCCGGCCGGCAGCAACCCCCGGCCGGCAGCAACCCCCGGCCGGCAGCAACCCCCGGCCGGCAGCAACCCCCGGCCGGCAGCAACCCCCGGCCGGCAGCAACCCCCGGCCGGCAGCAACCCCCGGCCGGCAGCAACCCCCGGCCGGCAGCAACCCCCGGCCGGCAGCAACCCCCGGCCGGCAGCAACCCCCGGCCGGCAGCAACCCCCGGCCGGCAGCAACCCCCGGCGGCAGCAACCCCCGGCCGGCAGCAACCCCCGGCCGGCAGCAACCCCCGGCCGGCAGCAACCCCCGGCCGGCAGCAACCCCCGGCCGGCAGCAACCCCCGGCCGGCAGCAACCCCCGGCCGGCAGCAACCCCCGGCCGGCAGCAACCCCCGGCCGGCAGCAACCCCCGGCCGGCAGCAACCCCCGGCCGGCAGCAACCCCCGGCCGCAGCAACCCCCGGCCGCAGCAACCCCCCCCCCCCCCGGCCGGCAGCAACCCCCGGCCGCAGCAACCCCCGGCCGACAGCAACCCCCGGCCGACAGCAACCCCCCCGCACCCCCGCCGACAGCAACCCCCGGCCGACAGCAACCCCCGGCCGACAGCAACCCCCGGCCGACAGCAACCCCCGGCCGACAGCAACCCCCGGCCGACAGCAACCCCCGGCCGACAGCAACCCCCGGCCGACAGCAACCCCCGGCCGACAGCAACCCCCGGCCGACAGCAACCCCCGGCCGACAGCAACCCCCGGCCGACAGCAACCCCCGGCCGACAGCAACCCCGGCCGACAGCAACCCCCGGCCGACAGCAACCCCCGGCCGACAGCAACCCCCGGCCGACAGCAACCCCCGGCCGACAGCAACCCCCGGCCGACAGCAACCCCCGGCCGACAGCAACCCCCGGCCGCACCCCCGACAGCAACCCCCGGCCGACAGCAACCCCCGGCCGACAACAACCCCCGGCCGACAACAACCCCGGCCGACAACAACCCCGGCCGACAACAACCCCCGGCCGACAACAACCCGGCCGACAACAACCCGGCCGACAACAAGCCGAGCCGACAACAAGCCGAGCCGACAACAAGCCGAGCCGACAACAAGCCGAGCCGACAACAAGCCGAGCCGACAACAAGCCGAGCCGACAACAAGCCGAGCCGACAACAAGCCGAGCCGACAACAAGCCGAGCCGACACAC